Molecule: messenger RNA, 4068 nt
Organism: Nannospalax galili (Upper Galilee mountains blind mole rat)
Lineage: Eukaryota; Metazoa; Chordata; Mammalia; Rodentia; Spalacidae
Gene: Sncaip
Product: synuclein alpha interacting protein
Exons: 12
Coding region: 624-3530 (968 amino acids)
Molecular function (GO): ubiquitin protein ligase binding
Source: RefSeq, a predicted model, not a curated record
UCCCCGGCGGGCGCCGCGGGAAGGCGAGGGGCGCGGGCGGCGGCGGCCGGGCUGUGCAACUUUGCAGCGGGCAACACCCUCCCUCGGGUCCCCCAGCCCCCGGCCCCCUUUGUGCCUGGAGUCCCGGCUGCCCCCGGCUGCAACCCCGCUGCCGAAAGGGCUUAGCUGGAGAUCAGGGUAGUAACCAGGCGGCUGCACCGGGGACUGGCAGCUCCAGCCCCUGUCCUCAGCCUCGCUCUGCACUGGAUUGUUCUUUUCAUUGGCCCUCUGCGCGGGUAUUAUGCUGGCUGCUACCUCGGAUGGUCCUGGAGGCUGGAUGGGCAGUGCGGGGGCUCCUCGGAGCGCCUAGGGAGGGGCGAAGUCAUAGCAAUAACCACACUAGUGGCCCUAAAGGAGACGCCCGGCUCUGUUGCUCCCCGAGGGAAGCCCCCAGCCCAUCAGCCCCGCGGUGCCCAGGCUGCCCCGUCCAGCCUCUGCUCUGCCACCUCCCGGCGCUGUCCGGCGUCCCGGGGCUGGUCUAUUUCAGCCAGAAGGUUUCUUUCCGGACCUCUGUGCGGAUGACUUUCGUCUGCAGGUGGAAAUUAUAAGUAUUUGCUCUUACUCAAAAUGUACAAAGAAGAAUAAUGGAAGCCCCUGAAUACCUUGAUUUGGAUGAAAUUGACUUCAGUGAUGAUAUAUCUUAUUCAGUCACAUCCCUCAAGACCAUCCCAGAACUGUGCCGAAGAUGUGACUCACAAAAUGAAGACAGAUCAGUUUCUAGCUCUAGCUGGAAUUGUGGCGUCUCAACUCUCAUUACAAACCCACAAAAGCCCACAGGAAUUGCUGAUGUAUACAGUAAGUUCCGCCCAGUGAAGCGGGUUUCUCCACUGAAACAUCAGCCAGAGACUCUGGAGAACAAUGAAAACGAUGACCAGAAGAACCACACAGUGGAGUAUGAGAAAGUGGGUGAGACUGACCCCAGCCCCCAGCCUGAGGAGCUCAGUCCUGAAGAUGGAGUGGAGGGCUUGCCAGGUAAGGGCUCUGAGCCCAGCCCGGCACUGGGCGAACUGGAGCAUUACGACCUUGACAUGGAUGAGAUUCUGGAUGUGCCUUACAUUAAAUCUAGUCAGCAGCUGGCCUCUUUCACCAAGGUGACUUCAGAAAAAAGAAUUGUGGGUUUAUGUACAACCAUCAAUGGCCUUUCUGGUAAAGCCUGCCCUACAGGAAGCACUGAGAACUCCACAUCCAACAUGACUCCCUUUUGUGUGCUUUCUCCUGUGAAAAGUCCUCACUUAAGAAAAGCUUCAGCACUCCUCCGGGACCAGCACAAGCUCUCCACUGAACCAUCUGAGAGCUCACCUCCUCUGAGCAAAUGUGGUUCUGCAUAUGAGCCAGAGAACCAGAGCAAAGACUUCUUAAACAAGGCCUUUAGUGAUCCGCAUAGCAGAAAAACUGAGAAGACCGUGACAGAUUGCCAGCUCAGGGCCUUCCACCUGCAGUCCUCAGCAACAGAUCCGAAACUAGACGAGCAGGUCAGUGGUAUGAACUGGAUCAGUAGCGGCCAAGGCCCAGAAGGAAGGAGUGAGGAUGUGAAAAAAGUAAGAAGCAUACUGAACAUCAUUAAAGAAGGACAGAUAUCUCUCCUGCCACACUUAGCCGCUGACAAUCUAGACAAAAUUCACGAUGAGAAUGGAAACAAUCUGUUGCACAUUGCUGCAUCGCAGGGGCACACAGAAUGUCUGCAGCACCUCACGUCUUUGAUGGGAGAAGAUUGCCUCAGUGAACGAAACACAGAGAAACUGACUCCAGCAGGCCUGGCCAUCAAGAAUGGUCAGUUGGAAUGUGUACGCUGGAUGGUGAGUGAAACAGAAGCCAUUGCAGAGUUGAGUUGUUCCAAGGACUUCCCAAGCCUUAUUCAUUAUGCAGGUUGCUAUGGACAGGAGAAGAUUCUUCUGUGGCUUCUUCAGUUCAUGCAAGAACAAGGCAUCUCACUGGAUGAAGUGGACCAGGAUGGCAACAGCGCUGUUCAUGUUGCCUCACAACAUGGCUACCUGGGAUGCAUACAGACCCUGGUGGAGUAUGGAGCAAAUGUCACCAUGCAGAACCAUGCUGGGGAAAAGCCUUCCCAGAGUGCCGAGUGGCAUGGGCACACCCUGUGUUCCCGGUACCUAGUGGUAGUGGAGACCUGCAUGUCACUGGCCUCACAAGUGGUAAAGUUAACCAAGCAGCUAAAGGAACAGACAGUGGAGCGUGUCACUCUGCAGAACCAACUCCAACAACUUUUAGAAGCCCAGAAGUCAGAGGGCAAAUCACUCCCAUCUUCACCCAGUUCACCAUCCUCACCAGCUUCUAGAAAGUCCCAAUGGAAAGUUCCAGAUGCAGAUGAUGAGGCUACUGCCAAAAACAAACCAGGAGUCCAUGAGGGGAUUCAGGUUCUUGGAAGCUUAUCAGCAUCCAGCCGGGCUAGGACCAAAGGAAAAGAUGAAGAUUCUGAUAAAAUCCUACGCCAGUUAUUGGGGAAAGAAAUCUCAGAGAAUGUCUGCACCCAGGAAAAGCUGUCUUUGGAAUUCCAAGAUGCUCAAGCAUCCUCUAGGAGUUCGAAAAAAAUACCUCUAGAGAAGAGAGAGCUGAAGCUGGCCAGGCUGAGGCAGCUGAUGCAGAGAUCACUAAGUGAGUCAGAUACAGACUCCAACAACUCUGAAGACCCCAAGAACACUCCUGUGAAAAAGGCAGACAGACCCAGGCCACAGCCCAUUGUGGAAACUGUGGAGAACAUGGACAGCGCAGAAAGCUUACACCUAAUGAUAAAGAAACACUCUCUGGCAUCUGGGCGCCGGUUUCCUUUCGGUACCAAGGCCUCCAAAUCCCUGGAUGGGCACAGCCCAUCUCCCACUUCAGAAAGCAGUGAACCAGACUUAGAUCCCCAGGGUCCAGGCUCAGGGAUCACUCCUCCAAACCAGUCUUCUGCAGACCCUACUCAGUCUAGCCCUGACAGCACUGCUGCCCAGAAAGUUGCCACAAGUCCCAAGAGUGCCCUCAAGUCUCCAUCAUCCAAGCGCCGGACAUCCCAGAACUCAAAACUCAGAGUUACCUUUGAGGAGCCAGUGGUACAGAUGGAGCAGACUAGCCUUGAACUAAAUGGAGACAAAGACAAAGACAGGGGCAGGACCCUCCAGCGGACCCCCGCAGGGAGUGAAACAGGGGAACAAAUGAAAAGGCCUUUUGGAACCUUUCGAUCCAUCAUGGAGACUUUAAGUGGCAACCAGAACAAUAAUAAUAACUAUCAGCCCACCAAUCAGCUGAAGACCUCCACCCUGCCCUUAACCUCACUUGGAAGGAAGACAACAGAUGCCAAGGGAAACCCUGUGAGCUCUGCUAGCAAAGGAAAGAAUAAGGCAGAGAUGUACAGCAGCUGCAUCAAUCUUUCCUCUAACUUACUGACUGAAGAGCAUCUGCGUAACUACAUACGAUAUAAUGACAUCAAUAGAAAAAUGAAAUCCUACAGUACAAAGCACAUUGCUGAGCCAGAGUCAAAGGAACUCUUCUUGUGACUCACUCUUGUUAUUAUUAUUCUCCCUGAUGCCCUUUGGACACCAUUGGAAGUUACUGGACUAUUCACUAUGGAAAUAAGACCAUGAGAACACCUCACCAGCAGAGCAGAAUAUCGGGAUGCCUUAAGUUUAUAAGAUGAGACUUGUUAUAAGAUACAUUUUGGGUGAUAUCUGUAUAUAGAACUUGUUUUUUUAAGAUGCAGUUUGAGAACAUGAUUGGACAAAUGUAUGAACUUAAAUAUUUAACAUUUGAUUGAUUCACCCUGCUCAUAGUACAUCCACUAAGCCACUGGCAUGGUUGGUGUUUCAUCCAUUGCAUGAGGAUUUGCUAGUGUUGACUGAACUUUCCUUUCCCUAUAACAUGGGCGACUUUGGCCCAGCUCCUUAGUGAGGCCAGGUCCAUGGUAUUAUUUUAUGUCAAACGUUGUUUGUUCUGUCAUUUCUACUCUUUUUUAUAAAGGAAAUUAAAUACUGUUAACAGCACUAUGAGCUCGGGGCAUCUCCUUUCUAAUAAAUUUGUGAUGUUCUGAUUUCUAAA